Messenger RNA from Pectinophora gossypiella (pink bollworm), 3796 nucleotides. RefSeq names its product calpain-C (gene CalpC). Gene Ontology annotation, molecular function: calcium ion binding; calcium-dependent cysteine-type endopeptidase activity. Bases 491 to 2137 code for a protein of 548 amino acids. Gene Ontology annotation, biological process: proteolysis. The record is from RefSeq and is a predicted model, not a curated record. The transcript is spliced from 13 exons. Lineage: Eukaryota; Metazoa; Arthropoda; Insecta; Lepidoptera; Gelechiidae. Gene Ontology annotation, cellular component: cytoplasm.
UUUAUUGUUGUAGGCGAGUUUGCAACGGUUUAAAACGAUUUAUUUGGGGUUUAAAACGGCAACAUUUGGUUUAAAGCGUUUUAAAACAAUUGUUUUAUAUCUAUAGUCUCAGCUGAGAUUAGUUUAUUAAUACCACCCUUAGUACCUACCUAUGCCACGAGUAGGUACUAAUGAAAUCCGCCCCACAAAGCUCGCCAAUACGCGUCUGUGGCGUGGAUGCGUCAAUACGUAAUUAGUAGUUUGUGUUCCCAGAUAUUUCAAUGUCACAAAUGCGUAGCGAAAUUCCAUUUGAUCAAACCAGCCUUUGACCAAUCCAAUAACACAGACCUAUUUAUUAAUGCCAGUUUCAUUGUGGUGAAUCCGUUUGGGUUUACAAACCUGGACAUGGCGUACUCGGACAUAUUUAGGUGACAAAUGGCUGGUGUCCUGUCUGGGGGUGCUGUAUCUCAGCAAGGGGCUGUUCUACAGAGUGGUGCCUGCAGACCAGAGGAUGGACUCACCGUACGCCGGAGUCUUCAGGUUUCGUCUAUGGUGGUGUGGACAAUGGCUGGAAGUGCUGGUGGACGACCGCCUGCCUACAGUGAACGGGAAGCUGGCAUUCCUGCACACAAACCACACGGAUCAACUGUGGCCCGCCCUACUCGAGAAGGCUUAUGCUAAAUUGCACGGUUCCUAUGAGGCGUUGAAGUAUGGCAGUCUGCUGGACGGGCUGGCGGACUUGACUGGAGGUAUCACGGAGUCGCUAGUAGUGCCCGAGAUCGGGGACCCUUCCGCCCUGGCUUCCCUGCUCAAGACCACUAGCGUAGUCACAGCACAUUACUUCCCUCCCGCAAACGAAGACAAAGUAAAAGGAAUCGAGCUUGAAAUGAACUACAGGAUAUAUAACGUUGAAAAGCUAGAGGCGAUGGACGGGCCAGUGUACCUGGUGCGGUUACGAAGACCCCUGGCUCCGGGUGACACGCCCGUCACACACGUCGUCUUAGACCACGCCGUGUGGAAAUCAAUACCUCUAUAUGAGCGAGAGCGGCUCACGGCAUCGACGAAGGGCUUCUGGAUGUUAUACUCGGACUUCACCCGGGUGUUCUCCCGGCUAGAGAUGGUCCAUCUGGAUUCGGAGACCAGUCGAGCUGAACCCUCCCUCGCGGACAAACACAAGUGGCAGAUGAAGAUGCACCAGGGCGGCUGGAGGCGAGGGGUAUCCGCUGGUGGUUGCCGGAAUUAUGUUCACUUCUUCCACAUGAACCCACAAAUUCAGAUCAUCCUGAACGAACCGGACACUGUGGUAGUGUCGCUGAACCAGCACAGUAUUAUGGAGCCCAAAGUUAUAGGCUUCAGCAUAUAUAAAAUGCCGAAAUUUUUGACUGAGACUGCCUCGCCUUUAUUCUUCAAGAAAAUUAAGAGCGCCAUCAAUUCCCAGUACACGAACAGUCGACAAGUCAGUCAUAGAUGCCAUUUGGAAGCGUCAGCUUACCUUAUCAUGCCGACCACUUUUGAGCCACGGGAAGAAGCCAAUUUUUCAUUACGAAUUUUCUCGAACAAAAAUUUGAAAAUGAAGGUGCUAGACUACGCGCCUCAGAUGCUGAAGGCUGUUGUAAUAAAGGCGCCUCCUGGUGUGGAGACGUCAAGUUUCGCGCAAUACGAGGCUGUGUUCCUACAGUUAGCCGAUGAGCACAGGACUAUAGAUGCCUUCGAACUCCAAGAAUUACUUGAUGCGUGUCUACCAAACGAUUAUAUCAAAAGCUGUGCGUCAAUAGACACCUGUCGACAGAUCGUGCUUUCUAUGGACAAGAAUGGCACGGGGCGCAUUUCCCUGUCAGAUUUCAAAGACCUGAUGUGCAGCUUGAAGCACUGGCAGCUGGUGUUCAAGUCACACGCGCGCGAAAAGAUGGGGGUCCUUCGCGCCGAACGGCUCAGAGAUGCGCUCAGAGAAGUAGGCUUCGCGGUCCCUGAGAGAGCUCUCGCUUUACUAGUACUAAGGUAUAUGAGGAAGGACGGCAUGUUACGCUUCGGAGACUUCGUAUCGGCUGUUAUGCACCUGCAUCGAGCUUUUAACGUUUUCUACACGAACGACCCUUCUCGGACGGACAACAUCAACUUGAAUCUCUCAGAGUGGUUAAAAUGCGCGUUAAUGUGCUAGAAGGAGCAUCGAACGAGGUUCUACACGAUAGCACGACACACGGCGCUGUAAGCACCUGUUGGGGUGCACAACCAAUAAUUAGUGACGAAAUUCCUGCAAUCACGAGGGUUGACAGAAGAAAUCUCGAAUUGUAGAAUCAAGUCUUUUAAUGAAAAUAAAAGGCUGAAUAAUAAAAUCAACAUCAAAUACUUAUUUUGUGAGAAAAUGACUAUAUGUCAAGGUAUUUUUUUAAAUCUUGUAAUAUAUCAAAUUAACCAAAAUAAGUUUGGACACCACAACGCAGGACAAUUAUUUAUAACUAAUAACAUAACUCAACGAGAAUCUAACUUUUUUAACUAACCAGCCAUGUACGCGACUAGUUGGGUAGUUUCCUAGGUCAAAAAUAAAUUAUGAAAUACUGAUUACUAAAUACAGACACAUACAAAACGUUUUCUUUUUUCUAUUCAACUUAUUUAUUAAUUUUAAAAAAGAAACGUGAAAUAAUAAGUGCGACAUUUCGUCACGUUUUUUUAUUACGUCCCAGGUUGCUUUUUCAUAUAAAUUCCAUAGUAAUUUCGUAUUUUGACGUUUAGUAAAAAGUAACUAAUUUGACUAGUUGGAAACUACCCUAUUCUUACCGCUAAGAAGUAAUCCGGGGCGCACACAGACUGUCAGUCUCGGUCGCACGAAAGCGUAAAUAAUAAAUUGCUCCAAUAGCUAGUACUUAUAAAAUUAGCGGAUCACAAAAAGAAUCUACUAGUUAGGUACCUACUAUAAAUUGUGAACGUGAAAAUACUCAAAAUGUAAUAUAACUUAAGAAGUGUAAACAUAAAGUUUGUUAUUUGUAAAACGAUCUCUUUGACUUAAGUUUCAGCUACUUUAAGGACAGAGAAAAGGUGUGGGUACAUUACGAAUAGCACAACUCCCCAGAAUAUUUUUCUAGAAAUCACUUUUUAGACCUUUUUUAAGCGACUUCAAAAAAGGAGCUUAUGAAUUUUUAUUAUUAUCAGCCCACACCAUGCCACUGUAGGUCAAAGGCCUCCUUUUCCUCCACUCCUCUCAAAUUUCAAAAUUUUUAGUGGAAAUGCAAUACCUAUUCGGUUUCAGCAAAAAGUUUUUUUACUGGAAUACAAUUUCCAAAUGGUCUGUUUUAAACAUGUUUCCAUUUUGGCCCUACCUAUGGAUUAGUCCCUGUAGAUUAGGCAGUUUUUUUUAUUUACACCUAAUUUAUAAAUUCAUAUUUUCAUGACAUUCUGCAUUCCUUCAACAGCUCUAUUGCUAUAACUGUUAAGGUAUCAGUUUUGUAAAACUAAGAAUUUGUAAAUAAUUAUACUUUUUGGUGGUUUUUAGGGUUCCGAACCUCAAAAGGCAAACUGGAACUCAUAGGAUCACUCUUUCUUUUAUUUUCUUUAUGAUGUUUCCACCGAUUUGGUUUUGACAUAAGUUUCUUUUUACAUGCUUUUGCAUGAGGAAUUUAUAUUCCAGUUUUUAUAUCACUGAAUUGUUUUUGUACAUUUGUAAUAUACAUAAUUAUAUUUAUUUUAAGAAAAGUGAUCUGAGAUCAAAGUAAAUUUAGUAAUGUAGUAAAUAGAAUUUGGCUUUUUAUAUGUCACUUUUCCAUUUUGACAUGUCAGAACACUAUCCCAAUCAUCGGACAAAUAAUAAAUAUUUUAAGACGCA